Molecule: messenger RNA, 4111 nt
Organism: Syngnathus acus (greater pipefish)
Lineage: Eukaryota; Metazoa; Chordata; Actinopteri; Syngnathiformes; Syngnathidae
Gene: zhx3
Product: zinc fingers and homeoboxes 3
Exons: 7
Coding region: 616-3801 (1061 amino acids)
Biological process (GO): regulation of transcription by RNA polymerase II
Cellular component (GO): nucleus
Molecular function (GO): DNA-binding transcription factor activity, RNA polymerase II-specific; DNA binding
Source: RefSeq, a predicted model, not a curated record
CGUACUUCAUGCAGUUGAACAGUGCCGGUACGUUGGGCCUCGACAAGUCCGAUGUAUGUGGGUUCGAUUGACAGCAGGGCGCCGCUUCCUCUCACUGGGGCUCUUCGCCUCUUCACGCUCUCACGCCAACUCCACCGUCAGUGACGUAUGCGUGUCACGUGCUCGCCUCUUCCCUCUCGACGUCCGCCGUAUUUUCCUUCCCUCCAUUGGCUGCUCACACACUGGAACCACUCGAAAUAAAACAACAAGCUCGAACCGAACGAAGCAGGGUCGCGGGCGCGAGCGACGGGGCUCCACGCGUCUUGACGAUCGGCCGAUGGACGGGGCAGCUUCCUCCUGCAAGUUACCAUCAAUGAGGCGCCGACCUGCCGUCGGUGUGUUGGUUCCGCUGAGCUGCUACCAUUGAAAACUUUUUAGGGUGUGUGUUUUGUUUGCCUCAACGACGUGCGCCGACAACGUGAGGCUACCAUGAAAGUUCCAAGUAGACGUACGGACGUGCUGCGCGCUGUCCCUCCCUCCACGCCCGGCCUAUAGGCUGCCAGCAACGACCCAUCCUCCCGAUCACACCCCCACCGGCAGUUAUUUGAGUGACGCUCCCCGCCGUGUGGCCACACCAUGGCCAGCAAAAGGAAGUCCACAAUACCUUGUAUGAUCCCCAGCAAGAUCAUACGGCACUUUGAGGACGUCGAAGCGGACAUUCCGGUUCUCCAGCGGCAAACUGCGAUUUCCGGAGGCAGCGGCAGGCGCAGCCCGCCGGACCUGGCGCUCUCGCCCAAACUAGAGACAGCAGACCCUGUCGUAGACGACGCGGGGACAUACAUCUGCAAGCCUUGCCACUUUGAAACCUAUGACCUUAAUUUGUUCUUAGACCACGUGUACGCCGGGCACCCGGAAUUCCGUUCAGACCCGAGCUUCCUCUGCGUGAACUGCGGUUUUUCGGCGCUUAAAUUCGAAGGCCUUGCCCUUCAUAAUGCCAGGAUUCACCCCAGCACCUUCAAUUGCCCUCUGCAGCUGAGAAGGAGGGAUAGGAGGGCAGUGGUGGAGCAGACAAUAGCAACCGGGUCAGAUGAAGGCAAAGAUAAUGAGAUUUCCAUUACCAAAACCCCAAUCAUGAAGAUGCUGAAGGGCAAAUCGGAGCUCAAACGGAUUGUAAUGUCCCAGCCUUCGUCGGAUGCGCACUCCUUAUCUGGCUCCAAGGAGCCUGAGAAAAAGGAGACUGUCACAGUGGCCCAAGGCGCUCACGUGCCCACAGUUGUCCACAACAAUGGAGCAACCAAGGUCACACUCCCCUCAGCCAUUCAGAUCGUCAAUGGGUCUGGAGCGUUACCGGUGCUCAAGACCCCCAUCGCACAGGUGCUCUCUGUUCAGAACAAAGGCCUUCACCAGUCAUCUUUGACCGCAGUUUCCACUGAUGCCUCAUCUUCUAAGAAUCUCCCCAAAGUGAUGAUUCCUUUGAGCAGCAUACCCACCUAUAAUGCCUCCAUGGACUCCUCCUCCUUUUUGAAGACCUCUUUCAGCAAAUUCCCGUAUCCCACAAAGGCGGAGCUCUGCUACCUGACUGUGGUCACCAAGUUCCCAGAGGAGCAGAUCAAGAUCUGGUUCACAGCGCAACGACUUAAACAAGGCAUCAGCUGGUCUCCUGAGGAGAUUGAGGAGGCCAGGAGGAAAAUGUUUAACACCGUCAUACAAACAGCUUCCACUAGCGCACACAAUCAGCCACAGAGUCAGGCUCCGCACACCAUCACGGUCCUGGGGGCCACUGGGAUCCCUCAAAUCCUGCAGGGGUCUCUCAUUAGUCAAGGCGGGGUCAUCGUCACGCAGCCCAUGAUGGCCAACGGCAUUCAGGUCAACGGUACCCCUGUGGCGCUGGCUGUCACACCCAAGCCUCAGGCAGCGGCCCGGCCUACGAUGCAAGCCCGGCCCGCUGCGGCCCCUGUGGCCGACAAGGGCGCUGGCAUGUUGGUGGGCUCGGUGGCCAGCGGCAGUUCGGGAACCAACGUCAUUGGCAGCAGUAAGAGCAGCAGGAGUGGAGGAGCGUCUGCGAGCAACGUCAUUAGCAGCAACACUCAAGCUAGUGUCAUUAACCUCACUCUAGGUAGUAAUAAUCAUGGCAAUGCAAAGGUGAGCAGUGGCAAUGUGAAAUGCCACAGCAACGGCAAGAGCAAAAGCGACGUCAGUAAAAGUGCAUAUCACACCAAAGUCGGCGCAGACAGCAAGUCUUCGAACGGCAGCAGCAGCACAAACGACAGCAACGGGCAAAAGAGCAAAAACACAGGCAGUGGCGGGAACAAAACUGACGCCGGUGCGGAUGACGCGGAUCCGAGCACGAGCAACUCCUUCAAAAUGGACGAAGCCUCCUCGCCCUCCUCCAAAUCCUCGUCGCCGUCUCCCGUGGCAGGCGGCUCUCGCGGUAUCAACACCUUUCUGGACCCUGGCUUUUGCAAGGGCAAGAAGUCCCAGGAGCAGCUAGGCACUCUUAAGGACAGUUUUCUGAACAAUGCCUAUCCCGACCAGGAGGAGGUGGACCGCCUCAUCUCACUGACAGGACUGACGGUGCGCGAAGUCCGCAAGUGGUUCAGCGAUAGACGCUACCAUCUCCGUAACCUCAAGGGCCCGCGCUCCGGCCCGGGUGGGCCAAACAAGUCGUCGUCAGGGAGCGGGGCAGCAGCCGGUGAUGAGGGCAGCCCUGGGCCGAUCGAUCUGUCUGAAAAUGGCGGCGCUAAAACGCCGCAGCACAGUUCUGCUCCUCUGAGCCCGACGUCAACGCACACUCCCACAUCCCCUUCCACGCCCUCGCGUAAACUGCCCAGGUCACCAUCUCCUGAUUUCACCAUUGUCCGCUACAAGGAGAGAGAACCCCACCAGAUCAAAGCGCUGGAGGCCAGCUUCGCUCAGGCUGCCGAACCGUCAGGAGAAGAAGUGGACCGAUUGCGAAGUGAGACAAAGAUGACCAGAAGGGAGAUACACAAUUGGUUCACCGAGAGGAGGAAGAAAGCAGCGGCGUCUGAAAGACGGAAAGAGGAGACGGCGCGGGCGUCGGGCGCUGGGGCGGAAGCCAACGGGGAUGAGGGACUAAACGACGACAUUUCAGGCGAACUCAAAGUCAACCCGAUUAAGAUCAAUCUAAAGAUGCUUAAGGUGACCGAAGCCAACGGCAAACCCGAGGACGAGGUGGCGGACGGCCACGGGGCGAGCACUCAAUCCAGCCUGUCUAUGAACCCGGCGCCAACGCCCGCCGUCAAAGGGGCCGUUCUGCGAGGGAAGAAGACGGCCGAGCAGUUGCACCUGCUCAAGCGAGUGUACGCGCGAACCCAGUGGCCCAGCGCCGCUCAGUACGACGAGCUCAUCUCGGGCACGGGGCUGCCCCGGCCCGAUGUGGUGCGCUGGUUCGGGGACUGUCGCUACAUGCAGAAGAACAGCCAGCUCAAGUGGUUGGAGGCGUACCAGAACACGGCCCUGGACGAGGACCUCCACCAGGAUAAUGAGCGUUUCCUUCAGGCCCACCUCGACAGCUGCGGCGGCCAGGAAGAGUCGCAGUUGCAGGAACUGGCAAAGGUGACCGGUUUGACAACAGAUCUGGUGAGACACUGGUUGGCCACCAAGGAAUCUGGAGCUCGACCAGAACGAGUGUCUACUUCAAAACCCGCAGCAGGCGUAGCAGCAGCUGAGCCGCCGCCGCCGCCACUAGGCCCCUCCCCUUUGGAGCCGCACCCGAGAGGAAGUAACGAGAAAAUUGAGCAAUCGCUCUGCGGCCAAGCAGGGGAGGGCAACACUCACAAGACUACUAAAGGAGCAGAUUGACCAACGCGGCAAGAUAACCGAACGGAAAUGGGCUUUGAAAAUGGCGUGUGGAUGUGACCUCAGCCGCUACGCAAGAUGGACACAGAAACCUAUAGCCCUGCAGCCCACCCUGACCCUUUUGUUUUCUUCAUGCCCCUUCUUAAGAUUUGCUGUGCAUCAUGUCCCUUAUUGGCUGUUUAGGUAGUAGUGGAAGAAAAAGUGAUGGUAGAAUUAAAAAAAUAAGUGUGGUGGGGUUCUACAGAUACUGAAGAGCUUUCGCCAUAAUUUGCUUUGCUGAUGGAUGGGUUUCCUGAAGCCUUAAAAAAAAAAA